GGAGGCCCGGCCCGGAAGCUGCCGCGCGGGCUGCGCUCGCCCACGGGCUGCGGAGUUCCGUGUAUCCCGGAGUCCGGGGCCGGCGCGUCUUCCUUCCUCGGUCGCCUGGCCUAUGGGUGUCCGUGGCGACGGCAGGGACCCGGCCGGGGGGCGGGCAGCCCGAGUGGGGUCGCGGAGCUCCGGGGGUCUCUGCGCGGGCGUCGCGGUGUUCGCUGCGGUGGCCGCCGUGUUCACCCUCACGCUGCCCCCCUCGGUGCCGGGGGGAGACUCGGGGGAACUGAUCACAGCCGCACAUGAGCUUGGAGUUGCCCAUCCUCCUGGCUAUCCUUUGUUCACUUUGGUGGCUAAACUGGCAAUUACCCUAUUUCCUUUUGGUUCAAUUGCCUACCGAGUCAAUCUUCUGUGUGGCUUAUUUGGAGCAGUAGCUGCGUCAUUACUUUUUUUCACCGUUUUCAGGCUUUCUGGCUCCUGUGCUGGAGGAAUCCUUGCUGCGGGGGUGUUUUCAUUCUCCCGGCUCACAUGGCAGUGGUCCACUGCAGCAGAGGUUUUCAGCUUAAACAAUCUGUUUGUGGGGCUGCUUAUGGCUCUUACAGUACACUUUGAGGAGGCAGCAACUGCAAAAGAAAGAUCAAAGAUAGCUAAAAUUGGUGCAUUCUGCUGUGGCCUUAGCUUAUGUAAUCAGCACACAAUAGUACUCUAUAUUUUGUGCAUAAUGCCAUGGAUUCUUUUUCGACUUUUACAAGAGAAGGAACUCUCCCUGGGCUUUUUGCUGAAGUUGGGUCUGCACUUCUCUGCUGGUUUGCUGCCUUAUUUCUACCUUCCUGUCUCUUGCUACCUCAAUCAAGCCCGUUGGAGCUGGGGAGACCAGACAACGUUGCUAGGAUUUUUGACACAUUUUCUCAGGGAAGAAUAUGGAACAUUCAGUCUGGCCAAAUCUGAAGUAGGAUCCAGUAUGUCUAAAAUUCUGCUUUCUCAGGUAAUGAAUAUGAGGACCCAACUCUCAUUCAACAUUCAAGCUCUUGCAAUUUGGGCAAAUAUAUGUUUAGCAAGAAAGGACAGAAAGAACCCAUCAUUAGUAUGGCUUUUCACUGGAAUGUUUUGCAUUUAUUCAUUGUUCUUUGCUUGGAGAGCAAAUUUAGAUAUUUCAAAACCACUUUUCAUGGGUGUGGUAGAACGAUUCUGGAUGCAGAGCAAUGCGGUGGUGGCCGUCCUCGCUGGCAUCGGUUUGGCCACCCUUGUUUCUGAGAGUAACCGAGUGUUGAACACCAAUGGGCUCCAGUGCCUGGAAUGGCUUUCAGCAACUCUUUUUGUAACUUACCAAAUAUAUUCUAAUUUCAGCAUUUGUGACCAAAGAACCAACUAUGUGAUUGAUAAAUUUGCAAAGAAUCUUCUAUCCUCUAUGCCUCAUGAUGCAAUUAUUUUACUCAGAGGAGAUUUGCCAGGGAAUUCUCUCCGCUACAUGCAUUAUUGCGAGGGCCUGAGGCCAGAUAUUUCAUUAGUGGAUCAGGAAAUGAUGACUUAUGAGUGGUAUUUACCCAAGAUGGCAAAGCAUUUACCAGGUGUCAACUUUCCUGGAAACCGGUGGAAUCCUGUGGAAGGAAUAUUACCUAGUGGAAUGGUCACAUUUAAUCUUUAUCAUUUUCUUGAAGUAAAUAAACAAAAAGAAACAUUUGUUUGCAUAGGAAUUCAUGAAGGUGACCCAACCUGGAAAAAGAACUAUUCACUUUGGCCCUGGGGUUCUUGUGACAAAUUAGUUCCUUCAGAGAUUGUGUUCAACCCUAAGGAAUGGAUUCAACUUACAAGAAAUAUCUAUAACUGGACUGAAGAAUAUGGAAGGUUUGACCCAUCUUCUUGGGAGUCUGUGGCCAAUGAAGAGAUGUGGCAAGCGAGGAUGAAAACACCGUUCUUCAUCUUUAACUUAGCAGAAACUGCCAGUGUGCCUUCAAAUGUGAAAGCUCAACUCUACACACAUGCAUAUAAUUUCUACUUCAGAAAACACUUGUCCCAUCAUUGCUUGUUCUGUGUUCUCACGGAGUCAUCUGGUAAACUCACGCUCCUGUGGAUCCGACCCCAAUUUGACAAUCCCCAAGUAGGCUGUGAAAUUCCCAAACAACUUUAUAAGGAGAUUGUCUAUUUACAAAAGGAACACCCGGUAAACUGGCACAAGAACUAUGCCAUUGCCAGUGAGCGGAUGCUGCGCCUUCCGGAAAGGGGUGCAGACCCUGAAGUCUUGUUAUCUGAAACCAUCAGACAUUUCCAUCUGUACACUCAGAAAGCACAGGAUGAUCCUCAGCGGGCUGAUAUUUCAGUUGCUCUAAAGCACCUAAGAAAGGAACUGCAGAGUCUGAGAAACAUGAAAAAUGUCUGAUGCAGCAAAAUGUGAAAAACCUGCCCAUUGUUCAGCAUCCAAAAUUUUGAAGGCCAGAAGUUUUCCCCCAAGAAAAGAAACUGUAUGGGAAAUUGAAGACUAAGCCAUCACCCAGAUAAAAGGAACAAGGUACAGCAGGACUCUUCAGUGGCAGAGAUGUGCCCUUUAUGAAACUUAGGUUUAUCCCACGGCACCACAUUAGUCGUUCAAUGAGAAUCUUUGGGAAAAUCUUCCUACGUCCACAGUCUUUCAGUCUAAUGACUUUACUUGACUAGAUUCUAGAAGAGAAUAGACUAUUUUCAUACAUUUUAAAUAUCAACCAUGAAUCCUUUAAGGGCCUAGAUUUUAAGGACCUGUUUUGAUGGUUAAAUUCUUAA
Manis pentadactyla (Chinese pangolin) is the source of this 2745-nucleotide messenger RNA. It is a transcript of the gene TMEM260, whose product is annotated as transmembrane protein 260. The transcript is spliced from 17 exons. The record is from RefSeq and is a predicted model, not a curated record. The coding region runs from base 113 to 2368 and encodes 751 amino acids. Lineage: Eukaryota; Metazoa; Chordata; Mammalia; Pholidota; Manidae.